This is a messenger RNA of Pelobates cultripes (western spadefoot toad), 429 nucleotides long. The record is from the annotation of a GenBank genome assembly. NCBI's taxonomy places the organism in Eukaryota, Metazoa, Chordata, Amphibia, Anura, Pelobatidae.
AGAGACAGAGGGGCUCCCCACUGAUCCCACAACAUUUUUCACCUGCUGUGGAGCGUGAAGGAGACCCAGCCGAGCUGACAAUAGCUGAUGCACCAAGCAGCCGAGACCUCAAACAAUGGUCCUCCUCCCUAGAGGCUGAAGAUUCUGCUCUCAAGCAUGACACCCCUACUACUGGACCGAAGAUUGCUAAAGAUGACUACCAAGCCGGAGAUUAUACACUUGCCCUAUACUCACCAUUUAUCUGCCCUGACUGUCAAGUCAAGUUGUUGCAGCUGAAAGGAACCCAGCAUGAAACCAUAGUGUCUGCCUUACUGGACAUAGUCCUGACCCCAACCUUGACAGAACUCAGCGGCUUUGCAAAUCUGGCAUCAGCUGAUCCCAGGGUCUCAUGUGUCAUGGGGAUGGCUCCUGUAUUUCUACAUUGCUACG